Molecule: messenger RNA, 1003 nt
Organism: Mucor mucedo
Lineage: Eukaryota; Fungi; Mucoromycota; Mucoromycetes; Mucorales; Mucoraceae
Exons: 1
Coding region: 72-857 (261 amino acids)
Cellular component (GO): kinetochore
Molecular function (GO): nucleic acid binding
Source: RefSeq, a predicted model, not a curated record
UGUGUUUAUAGUUCAAUUGGAAAAAAAAAAAAAAUUAUUGUUUAUACAUCUUUUUUAUCUUCAACAAUACAAUGAGUGACGAGGAAGAGGACUACAUGUCCACGAAAUACUUGGAAACAGCUCAAGCGUUUGAAUCAACACGAAAAGAAACUUACUCAGAACGUCGCAAGAAACAAUUACGAGAACAACAAGAAAAGGGUUACAUUAAACCUCGUGCGCAACUCGAAAAAGAGGAACGUGAACGCGGUCUCAAGCAACACAUGGACGAAAAGAAUAAAGGCAUGAAAAUGUUGAUGAAAAUGGGCUUUAAAAAGGGUACAGGUUUGGGUCAACAACAAUCAGGCAUCAUGGAACCCAUCGCCAUUGAUUUAAAAGCAGGUCGAUCAGGUAUCGGCAUGGACACCCAACUUUUAAAACGGGCGCGAGAAGCUGAGGAAGAGGAAGCUAGAAAAAGAGUCGAAAUUGAUCCGGAGGACUAUCGUCUCUUGAUGGCUCAAAGAGCAAAAGACGCUCAAUAUUCACGUUACAUUGCUGCGGCUGUCUCUGUAUGUGAGAAAUUAGACGAAGAGAAUAAGGUGGAGUCCAAUAUCUUGUGGACAUUGAAACCUGCUACUUUAUCAACAGAGGAAGAAGAAAAGGAAGGGGAAGCGGAGGAGGAGGAGGAAGAAGAAAAGAAGCCAGUGUACCCUCAAGACAUGGUGGACAAAUUAAAAGCCUUAAGCCUGGAACAUCAAUUAGAAGCCUUGGUAGAAUACCUUCGAGAUACCUAUUUCUAUUGUUUUUGGUGUCGUGCCAAGUACGAUGACAAGCAAGAUCUCGACACUAAUUGUCCUGGUACAGAAGAAGACGAUCACUAAAAAUAAAUCAUAAAAUUGUAAAUACCGCAACCCCCACCCCCCAUUUUUUUUUUAUUAUUAGCAUGAAAUAUGCGUCAUGUUUCUGCUGACAUUAAAGCAUUAAUUUUUUUUUUUUUUUCUCAUAUAAAAAUCCCAUGCUAUGUUAA